Messenger RNA from Saprolegnia parasitica CBS 223.65, 306 nucleotides. RefSeq lists its product as hypothetical. The record is from RefSeq and is a predicted model, not a curated record. The transcript has a single exon. Gene Ontology annotation, biological process: proteolysis. Gene Ontology annotation, molecular function: dipeptidyl-peptidase activity; serine-type exopeptidase activity. Lineage: Eukaryota; Oomycota; Saprolegniomycetes; Saprolegniales; Saprolegniaceae. The annotation marks the transcript as partial.
AUCCACAACGCGACGACCGAUGACGCGGCGUGCGUCGCCAAUUGGGGCGUGCACGUGCGGCCGUUCUGGCCGUCGAUCGUGUUUGGCGGCACCGACGCGUUCCGGCAGUCGAGCAACAUUGUCUUUAGCAACGGGGAUUUGGACCCGUGGUACCCGACGGGUUUUACAACGUCCUUGAGCGACUCGGUCGUGGCGCUUCUCAUCCGCAACGGCGCGCAUCACCUCGACCUCAUGUUUAGCCAUCCGCUCGACUCGCAUGCGCUUCGACGCGCCCGUGACACGGAGCGUGACCACAUCCGCCGGUGG